Molecule: messenger RNA, 5977 nt
Organism: Dermacentor albipictus
Lineage: Eukaryota; Metazoa; Arthropoda; Arachnida; Ixodida; Ixodidae
Source: RefSeq, a predicted model, not a curated record
GCGCGAGGCACAGGAGAGGAGCAGCGAUCGCGGAGACUGAUUUUCGAGCCGGUAUAUAAAAGUGAAGGGGCGCCAAGGAUCAGAGGCCAUCUGUUCGAAAAGUGCCACAACGGUUGGGACGAGGGGGGACCAGCCACCACACUUCAGGAUGCAGGCCCUCUGCAUCAUCGUACUCUUGGGCCUGGCCAGCAGCGCCUUCGCAGGAUUCCUCCACGGGGGCGGCGCAGCCAUCCUCCAGCCCGCCGCGCCCUCCGGAGUAGCCGUCGGCACAGCCUACCCGGCCAACCUCGCGUACAGGCCUGCCCCGGAAGCCACGUUCGUGCAGCAGGCAGCGCCCGUCGCAGUAUCACGGCCUACCGUGACGGUAGCCGCCGCGCCCGCUGCAAACUUCGCUUACCAGCAGGCGGCCCCGGUCGCCUUCCGAAGCCUACUUGGAGGCGCCGCACCGGCGGCCACAUUCGUCAGCCAUGGCCCUGCCGUGGCUCAAGUUCGGCCGUCGUUCGUCCAGUCAGCUCCGGUUAGAUUCAGUGUAGCGCAGCGAGUGUCCUACGCCGCACACGCACCCGUGCCAGCCGUGGGACAGACGCUGGUCGGACCCGCGCCGGGAGGAGGAGUCCACGUGAAGCACAUCGUUCCCGCCGCCGCGCCAGUUCAGCUGCGACAGUUCGUUGCCGCUGCGCCAGCCCCGGCAGUCUUCCAGCAGGCCCCUGUGCACGUCAAGCACUUCGUAUCGGCCCCUGCGCCCACUUUUGUACAGCAGGCGCCCGUCGUGAGACAGGUCGCGGUCGCGGCACCUGCGCCAACGUUCGUCCAGCAAGCACCAGUCUACCGACAGGUUGCCGUUGCUGCUCCGGCUCCGGCAGUCGUCCACCAAGCUCCUGUACACGUCAAACAGAUAUUCUCCGCCCCAGCUCCCGCGACCUUCGCUCAACCGGCACCAGUCGUAAGGCAGUUCGCCGUACCGGCACCGGCCCCGACCUUCGUUCAACAAGCGCCUGUCCACGUCAAGCACAUCGUCCCUGCGCCAGCUCCGGCAGUCGUUCAACAGGCUGCGCCAGUCUUUAGCGCUCCUCGCGUGACCGUUGCAGCAGGUCCAGCUCCUGCGUUCGGCUUCCGUCAGGUUGCUUUCCCUGCUCAGGCGCCUGUGCAUGUUAAGCAGUUCGUGUCGGCGCCAGCGCAGGCUUUCGUCCAUCACGCAGCUCCAGCGUUCGCCGCUCCUAGAUUUUCAGUAGCUGCUCCAGCGCCUGCUGUACUGCAUCACGCAGCUCCCGCAGUCGCUUACCGAAGUGCUGCUCUUGCUGCUCCAGUGGCGACCUUUGGAGCAGGUCUUGGCUUCGGCCACACACUCGCUGCUCCAGCAUUUGCUGCUCCAGCGCCCGUCCACGUUAAGCAGUUCGUGUCUGCUCCCGCACCAACGGUUGUUCACCACGCAGCGCCAGCGUUCCCAGCGCCACGCUUCGCUGUAGCUGCCCCAGCCGCGCCUGUAUUCGCUGCUCCGCGUGUCACGGUGGCCGCACCAGCACCGGCUGUUGUCCAUCAUGCCGCUCCCGCAGUCUCUUAUCGUACUGCUGCCCUUGCCGCACCGGUAGCGACCUUCGGAGCUGGCCUUGGCUUCGGCCACACAUUCGCUGCACCAGCGUUUGGUGCCCCAGCGCCAGUCCACGUUAAACAGUUUGUGUCCGCUCCCGCACCAGCGUUCGCAGCGCCGCGCUUCGCUGUAGCUGGCCCAGCCGCGCCUGUAUUUGCCGCUCCACGUGUAACGGUGGCCGCACCAGCACCGGCUGUUGUCCAUCAUGCCGCUCCCGCAGUCUCUUAUCGUACUGCUGCCCUUGCCGCACCGGUAGCGACCUUCGGAGCUGGCCUUGGCUUCGGCCAUACACUCGCUGCUCCAGCAUUUGCUGCCCCAGCGCCCGUCCACUUUAAACAGUUUGUGUCCGCUCCCGCACCAGCGUUCGCAGCGCCGCGCUUCGCUGUAGCUGGCCCAGCCGCGCCUGUAUUUGCCGCUCCACGUGUAACGGUGGCCGCACCAGCACCCGGUGUUGUCCAUCAUGCCGCUCCCGCAGUCUCUUAUCGUACUGCUGCCCUUGCCGCUCCGGUAGCGACCUUCGGAGCUGGUCUUGGCUUCGGCCACACACUCGCUGCUCCAGCAUUUGCUGCCCCAGCGCCCGUCCACGUUAAACAGUUCGUGUCCGCUCCCGCACCUACGGUUGUUCACCACGGUGCGCCAGCGUUCGCAGCGCCACGCUUCGCUGUAGCUGCCCCAGCGGCGCCUGUAUUCGCCGCUCCGCGUGUAACGGUGGCCGCACCAGCACCAGCUAUUGUCCAUCAUGCCGCUCCCGCGGUUGCUUACCGCACUGCUGCCCUUGCCGCUCCGGUAGCGAUGUUCGGAGCUGGUCUUGGCUUCGGACACACACUCGCUGCACCAGCAUUUGCUGCCCCAGCGCCCGUCCACGUUAAACAGUUUUUGUCCGCUCCCGCACCAACGGUUGUUCACCACGCCGCGCCAGCGUUCGCAGCGCCACGCUUCGCUGUAGCUGCCCCAACCGCGCCUGUAUUCGCCGCUCCGCGUGUAACGGUGGCCGCACCAGCACCGGCGCUUGUCCAUCAUGCCGCUCCCGCGGUUGCUUACCGCUCUGCGGCCCUUGCCGCUCCGGUAGCGACCUUCGGAGCUGGUCUUGGCUUCGGACACACACUCGCUGCACCAGCGUUUGCUGCCCCAGCACCCGUCCACUUUAAACAGUUUGUGUCCGCACCCGCACCUACGAUUGUUCACCACGCCGCGCCAGCGUUCGCAGCGCCACGCUUCGCUGUAGCUGCCCCAGCCGCGCCUGUAUUCGCCGCUCCGCGUGUAACGGUGGCCGCACCAGCACCGGCUGUUGUCCAUCAUGCCGCUCCCGCGGUUGCUUACCGCACUGCUGCCCUUGCCGCUCCGGUAGCGAUGUUCGGAGCUGGUCUUGGCUUCGGACACACACUCGCUGCACCAGCGUUUGCUGCCCCAGCGGCCGUCCACGUUAAACAGUUUGUGUCCGCUCCCGCACCAACGGUUGUUCACCACGCCGCGCCAGCGUUCGCAGCGCCACGCUUCGCUGUAGCUGCCCCAGCCGCACCUGUAUUCGCCACUCCGCGUGUAACGGUGGCCGCACCAGCACCGGCUGUUGUCCAUCAUGCCGCUCCCGCGGUUGCUUACCGCACUGCUGCCCUUGCCGCUCCGGUAGCGAUGUUCGGAGCUGGUCUUGGCUUCGGACACACACUCGCUGCACCAGCGUUUACUGCCCCAGCGGCCGUCCACGUUAAACAGUUUGUGUCCGCUCCCGCACCAACGGUUGUUCACCACACAGCGCCAGCGUUCGCAGCGCCACGCUUCGCUGUAGCUGCCCCAGCCGCACCUGUAUUCGCCACUCCGCGUGUAACGGUGGCCGCACCAGCACCGGCUGUUGUCCAUCAUGCCGCUCCCGCGAUUGCUUACCGCACUGCUGCCCUUGCCGCUCCGGUAGCGAUGUUCGGAGCUGGUCUUGGCUUCGGACACACACUCGCUGCACCAGCGUUUGCUGCCCCAGCGGCCGUCCACGUUAAACAGUUUGUGUCCGCUCCCGCACCAACGGUUGUUCACCACGCCGCGCCAGCGUUCGCAGCGCCACGCUUCGCUGUAGCUGCCCCAGCCGCACCUGUAUUCGCCACUCCGCGUGUAACGGUGGCCGCACCAGCACCGGCUGUUGUCCAUCAUGCCGCUCCCGCGGUUGCUUACCGCACUGCUGCCCUUGCCGCUCCAGUAGCCACCUUUGGAGCGGGUCUGGGAUUCGGUCAUACUUUUGGAGCUCCAGCUUUUGCUGCUCCAGCGCCUGUGCACGUUAAGCAAUUCGUCUCUGCUCCCGCGCCAGCCGUGGUCCAUCACGCUGCUCCACAGUUUGCCGUUGCUGCUCCCGCGCCUUUGCAUGUUAAGCAAUUCGUGUCUGCUCCCGCACCGGCCGUAGUCCAUCACGCCGCUCCACAGUUCGCCGUUGCUGCCCCCGCGCCAGCGGCCACACUAGUCCACCACGCGGAUCCUGUCGUUGCUUACCGUACUGCUGCUCUAGCGGCACCGCUGGCGAUGUUCGGCGCUGGACUCGGUCUUGGCCACACUCUUGCUGCACCCGCCCCGCCCUUCUUUGUGCAGGCUCCGGUUCACGUUAAACAUUUCGUCAGUGCUCCUGCACCUGCCACGGCUGUAGUCCACCACGCUCCACUUGUGAGGCAGGUCGUCGCCGCUCCUGCUCCAUCUUUUGUUCACCACGCCCCAGCGGCACCUGUGUUUAACGUCCCACGCAUCAGGGUAGCCGCUGCUGCUCCGGUUGUGCACCACGCUGCUCCCGCCGUCGCCUACCGUACCGCUGCUCUCGCCGCUCCUUUGGCAACAUUCGGAGCUGGACUCGGUUUCGGCCAUACUCUUGCCGCACCUGCAUUUGCGGCAGCGCCAGCUCCCGUGCACGUAAAGCAAUUUGUAUCGGCUCCAGCGCCGGCUCCCAGUUUCUUCGACCAUGCCCCAGUUUUCGCUGCGCCCCGCGUCGCAGUAGCAGCCGCUCCAACGGUCGUCCAUCACGCCGCUCCUGCCGUGGUUCAGCACACCGCUCCGGCUCUUGCAUAUCGCAGUGCUGCCCUGACAGCUCCACUGGCCACUUUCGGUGCAGGACUCGGCUUUGGACACACGUUCGCUCCUGCGUCAGCUCUGGUCCACCACGCCCCAGCCGUCGCAGCUGCCGUUCCUCACGUUAAGCACUUCGUUUCCGCUCCAGCUGUGGCUCCAGCACCUGCCGUGUUCGCCGGACCAGCUCCUGCUCCUGUCGUUCACCACGUGAAGCAGUUUGUAUCCGCCCCGGCCGUCGCUGCUGGGCCAGUAUUCUCUGCAGCUCCCGCCCUAGUCCACGCCGCUCCAGCAGCCAACCUAGUCGCUUACCGCACCGCUGCCCUGGGCGCUCCCCUCGCUACGUUCGGAGCCGGUCUCGGUUUGGGCCACACACUCGCUGCUCCCGCGGUACCUCAUGUCAAGCACAUCUUCUCUGCUCCAGCUGCCGCACCUGCAGCUGUCUUUCAACAUGCUCCCGUGGUCCAGCAAGUACACGCCGCUGCCCCAGCCACCUUCGUCCAACAAGCCCCCGUAGUCCAGCACGUUCAGGCAGCGCCCAGCGUAGUUGCCUACCGCCAAGCCGCGCUCGCAGCUCCACUAGCGACGUUCGGAGCUGGUCUGGGUUUCGGUCACACCUUCGCCGGCCCGGCUGCUUCGGUGCUCCACCACGCCACUCCGGCCGUCCACCAUGUGAAGCACAUCGUCCCCGCUGCUCCAGCCUUCGCUGCUCCAGCUGCCCCUGCCGUCGCCGUCGCCCACGCUCCGGCGCCAGCUUUGGUCCACCACCUCGCCGCUCCUGCAGUCGCCGCGGCUCCCCAGGUCGUCGCUUACAAGACUGCUGCCCUGUCCGCUCCACUGGCCACUUUUGGCGCCGGCUUGGGUUUCGGACACACCUUCGGAGCUCCAGCUCUGCUGCAGGCUCCCGCUGCCGUUCCUCACGUCAAGACGCUCGUACACCACGCUCCGGCGGCCGUCGUCCAGCAGGCUGCUCCGGUGACAGUGGUCCAACAGGAGCACGCAGUAGUCCAUCACGCCGCUCCGGCCGGCGCAGUGGUCCACCACGCCGCUCCUGCAGCAGCCGUCUUCCACCACGCUGCUCCCGCCGCGGCAGUUGUAGACCCGCAGGCAUUCGAUCUCAGUUACCAGAAGCUAUUCGCUUCUGGUCUCGGUCUGGGUCAGACCAUCUCGUACGGCAACGGCCUCGACGAGGAGCCCGGCUGGGAGGUGAAGUACAUCGAGUUGCUUCGCAGGAGGAAGAAGAAGUGAGCGGCGCGCUCAGCUCCUUCGGGAAAACUAAUAUAUUGUUGCGCGAGGAUGUUGUUGAAAGGAAAAUAAACUUGUACAGGUUGACAAUAAAUUUUCGCUUGCGAAAACUGA